Pocillopora meandrina is the source of this 14803-nucleotide messenger RNA. The record is from the annotation of a GenBank genome assembly. NCBI's taxonomy places the organism in Eukaryota, Metazoa, Cnidaria, Anthozoa, Scleractinia, Pocilloporidae.
GAGAUAUCACGCCACCCAUCGCAAAAUACCUGUCUCGGUUUCUUUUCUGCGGAUAACGAAACUACCAUGGCAUCGAGCACAAACGCAUUAAAACUUGGUGGAUAUGACUACACGUUCACGGGAAAAGUUCCUGAUAACUUUAAAUGUCUUGUGUGCCUUUUACCAAUGAAGGAUCCAGUUCAGAUUGUAGGAUGUGGACACAGACUCUGCAGCAUCUGUUUGGAAUCACUCUUUCGGUAAUGUCGAAUGCAAUUCUGCAUGUUGUCAUUGCACCAACAUUUUACACUUUACAACAACUAUAUCUGGAACACAAAGUAUAAUUGAUCCAUGCUCAGAUAUAGAUCUUGGCGAAGUUCUAUUUUAUUACGUAACGUUUUGCGACAAAGAAAAUACGGAUCUUUCGAGUAAAAAUUAUCGCGUUCCUUCGAUGGAAUUUCCUAAGAUUUGCCAUAUUUGUGCCCACUAUAUCUGGAACACAAAAUAUAAUUGAUCCAUAACUUAAAUAUAGCAUCUUCAGCUCCUCCUAGUAAUCAAAGCAUUCUUGCGAGAGUUAUAGAGAUACGAAGCUCGAGGUUAACUUUUCAUUCUUAUUUACUUGAAAUAGCUAUGCUCUGAAUUUGAAUAUUUUAGUUUCCCACUUAAGGAGGCUCCGGACGGUUUUUUUUUUGACCGCACGAGAUCUGCGAUCGCACGAUUGUCAUCUGAAAAGCUGUAUUAAAAACAGUUGAACUCAAAACAGUUUUAUGUGAUAGAAUGUAGGGUUUCCAGCGACUGCAUCAGUCCGUAAUAUUCAUGGACCUCUAGGCCUAAAAAGAGGUCAACCGAAAAGAAAAUACAGUGGGAAAGAUUGCCAAAAGGCGACAGAAAGUUCACGCAUGCUCAGAUAUAGAUCUUGGCGAAGUUCUAGUUUAUUACGUAACGUUUUGCGACAAAGAAAAUACGGAUCUUUCGAGUGAAAUUUAUUGCAUUUCUUCGAUGGAAUUUCCUAAGAUUUGCCAUAUUUGUGACCUUCGUAGUACCUGUUGAUAAAAAGGAAUCAUUAGAAAAAAUUUGACAUAGAAGAAAAAAACUCAAAAUUGUAAAUAGCGAGGAAACUGCCUUUACAACCCCUAUCUUUAUCGGCUUGUAAAUGAUCGGCAGCGCGCUAAUGAGCAUAAACCCUACGGAGUCUCCUCGGAUUCCAUUACUGUACUUAUUCAAUUUAAUUCAUGCCACCACGGCAAUUGUUUCCUCUCACAAUCAUAGAUUGUAUACUUAAAAAAGAUUUUACUUCUCUAUUUCUUCACUGACUGUCCAACAGACAACCUUCGCCAUUCUGUCCAUCAGAUAGGGCACCAUUGUCACGUGACAAGGUAAGUGUUUUUAUGUAAACAGGUAACGUGUGUAACAUGAGGGGAGAGAGUUAGAUAGCGUGAAGAAAAUCCCGUUUUCUCUUGUCUGUCCUAUCAUUGCUUCACGUUAUUUCUGUUGGAACGCUUGUUCCAAAGAAACUCUCCAUAGUAUUCACUCACAUUUAUGUUUCUUUAAGAAAACCUCCCGUUAAAUUAUAAAAAACGAUCUUCAUAGUUGACAUAUUUGGCAUGAAUGGUUGAAGUAUUUCGUGAAACAAAUCGGCCGUUUUGAAACUGGUAUGUGUGUACCGGCAUGAAAAAUACCGCCACCAUCAUUUGCGAUUUCAAUUUAAAAUCCAAAAUAACAAGGGCUCUUAAAAUUCUUACUCCGAAAGACGAAACACCUCCUAAAACCCAAUCAUUUAGAGAGGUUUCACCAUCGCGAUUUUUGUCGUUCAACAUUGAAUCAGCGGCCCGGAAAGCUGAUAUGUAUGUAAAUAUGAUUAUAUCGUGUGACCUCUUGUUCCAUAAGCAUUAGAAACAUAAGAAAAUGUUUUAAGAUAAAUGUUCGCAAGUUCAGAGUGGAUAACUAAUCACUUUAGUUGCGAAACAAGACAUUAGAUGUUUGCAUUACUUCAUGGCCGCCAUGUUACUGUCAUUUAGACGGACGCACAUUUUGGCGAAUAACUCAUCAGCAGAAAACCCGAUAGACCUGAAACUUGUUUAUUUAUCAAUAUUCUUCAAAAGCUUACUCUCAUGGCGUCAGUAUUCAAUAGUUUUGAUUUUAUAUUUCGAUGGCGUGACCAUGAGAGCAAUCGUAUGACGUCAAACCAUUUAAACUAGGCAUGCUAUGCAUGCAAGAGUUAUUUUUUUCGGGUGGGUGGAUUAAUUGAAAGAAUGUAAGCGAUGUCUAAAUUUAACAAAAGGAAAGAGUAUUGACGCAGAGAAGAACAAAAAUGUCAAACUAACUCAUACAAAGGUAUUUUGUGGUCGAUUGUAAAUUGUAUUGGUGCCAUGGAUACCUGUUAGUAUAAGAUGCAGACUGCAGACCGCAGAAUGCAGAGUGCACACCGGAUACAAAAUGCAGACUAAGAACUUAAAGUGUUUUUUCGUCUGGUAUGUGAUAACAUGUCAUCUGACAACUUACUGAGCGUUACGCAAUCGCUUUUCCGCGAUCAGCUUUCACGAUUAUUUGCACUAUUGUGGAAUAUUUCUGGCUCGUUUCUUGAUCAAAAUCGUUCUUAAUAUAAAUUUAAGCCUUCAUAUAGUCUUCUCACUUUGCACGCGAGUUGGUUGGUGUGAUGCCUGUACAGAUUUUACCAACUUAACAAAAGUAGAUGUAGACGAAGAAGUAAAUGAGACGUCACUAUCAAAUAUUUCACACGCGCAUUAUAAGAGAAACGAUUGACAGCUUUGCACGCGGUGCGUAAUAUCAUUUUUUUAAGCGAUAUGUGUUUAUUUUGUUGCCAAAAGUGCGGACCGAGACGAAAACUGUUCCUUUGACUUGAUAUAUUUUCGAAGUUAGCAGAUCACAUCAUAUUAACUUACCUCCGUAAAUCAUUAAUUCCAGAUAACAAAAUCAAAUAAACAUGCUAUCUAGUAUCUGGAUUCGUCCUUGGCCAAACACAAACGACUCCACAAGAUCACAUUCUUCAGGCAUCGAAAACAUACACAAAAUCGUCCAUGGUUGAUUUUAAUCAUACAUUCAUAUAGAGAUAUCACCGAGCAAAGCAAUCCAGAAAAAUAUAAUCGGCACACUUAACAAAUCAUGAAUCUUACAACACGGCUUGCCGUUAAAGAACUACUCAAAUCAAAAUGUUUGGUGCAAUUCAUCAACACUUUAAGCAAUAUUUGAUUUAAAAUUUUUCCACUCACUCUCGUCGUGAAGGAACAAUAACCAUGAUUGUACUACAGUGCACAGGACUCAAUUUCCUCUCGAACAAUUAUCCACCAUUUUCACAGUAUGAGUAACACGUUUACUAUAGGUAAUCUGAUAUCUUUCAUCUGUCCAAUAGUAUAGCAUUUGUCAUAAAGCGCGGUAAAAUACACGUUAAAAACGCAGAAAAGCCAACAUUUCUCACUCUGAAGGAUGAUGCCAUUAAUGCGGAAAUUCAAGGGUCAUAAUUGCUUGUUGAGUUAUCCUUUUUAUUAAAAAAAAAAAUCUGUAGCGUAUAGAGUGGUACGUUGCUCGCACCAAUCAGAACGCAGCAUUAAGGUAUGUAUCUCGCACCAAUCAUAUCGUCGCAUAAGGGGUAUGUAUCUCGCACCAAUCAGAUUGCCGUAUUAGGGCAUGUAACUCGCUCCAACCAUAUCAGAACAUUUGAAUAUCCUGCACGAAUAAUGGAGUUUGGGUAUUGUUUUCUUGUAAAUGUUGGCAUGGAUCACGGGGCUGUGCAUAAAGAAUGACAUUGGCCAGAAAUUUUGGGCUCAUUUGAUAAGUAAUGGUUUGUAGCCUUCGCGAAAGCCUCGUCGCUUAAGGUCGAGAUUUAUCGGGAUAAGAAAGGUACUCAUCUAAAUUUUUAAGUUAAAACGUGUUUUUCCGCUCCUUUACUCACAAUGCACACGCCAAACAUUCCAUCACGUACCAUGAAAACAACGUUCAAAGUCCAAUCAGAACAUACCUAAUCAUUGCACUACAUGAACAUUAGGCGCUUUUCUCGUGCUUUAAUCGUAUUCCACCAAUCAAAUUCCAUUUGAACAUAUUGGACUUCGCUCUAUGACGUGUCAUUUUCUUGAAAACAAAUUGCAUUUUAUUACGUAUUCUAAAUGCAUUAUCCAACUCCAAUAAAAAAAAUUCACGUGGAACUGAAUGCCACUGAUAAUAAGUUUUCCAAGCAAUUCUCCCGCAUUUGACUUUUUCUACGAAUUAAAGUCACUAUAAGCAACAUUGGACUUAACUCAAUUGCGUGUUAAUUCGUUUUAAAACAACUUGCAUUGGAUAUAAAUGUGAAAUAAUUCUUAUUCUGGCAGAUAUUUCCAGAUUCCGCCUAUCAUCGCGAAAUACUGGAGUGGACGGUCGAGUGUCCUUACUUUGGAUGUUCAUGGACUGGAGAACUACGUACUGUUGAGGUAUAACUGAGGUGUCUGAUACGAAACAAAAAAUUUCAAACAUUUGUGACUUUUCUUAAACAACUAAAAAACUAAACAAAAAUCAGUAUACGUAUCCCACUCUAACAUUUCAUUCUAAUAAAAUAAAAUCGGGUACUUUAAAAUUUGCCAUUUCAGCUCACCUUAUUAGAGGAAAUUUACGUUCGGGCUACCAGUAAGUAAGGUUAUUUACUUGAUGUGGAAGCGUGUCAGAUUUACGCAAAAUGAAAAGAAAAAUUACUUCCGAACAAAGGAAAUUGAAGCGAAAAAGGUGUUGAGGAGAGAAGUUAAGGUGACAUAUGCAAAGAACCAGAAUUUUCUAAGAUAACACAAACAAGUUUUUUUUAGACCUUUGACGCCAAAAAGCUUAGAAAAGAAAAUUGAAAAAAGUGAGCUUUUGUUUCGGAGCUAAAGUAAAGGAAAUCUGUAAUAGGGCAGCGGAAUUAUUUUUAGCAAUACCCAUCAUUUAUGACGCGGAAAUUAAACCUUACCAUAGCUAACGAAACUUAAAUUGAAGCGGGCUUGUUUAAAUUGGCCUUAGUUGAUUUAAGGAAUUAUUUAUUUCCCAUUAUAAAGUAUUUGUUAUAACUCUGUUUUUUAAAUUUGUAGAAACACCAGUCAGAGUGCCUGUUGAAAGUAAUGCAAUGUUCAAACUCAGGAUGUACAGAGAGGCUUGCCAAGAAAGACAUGGAAGUUCACGAGUCACUUGAGUGUCCAUGGAGGAAGAUCAACUGUGAACAUUGUCAAGAAUCAUUCGUUUUUCAAGAAAAGCAGGUAUGUAGACAUCCAUGUAAACAAAUGAACUUUAAAGAAAAUUUACUUAGACCUAAUUAUAUUGCUAAGUUGACAACACGGUAAAAGGCACUUUCCAUGUGCCAGUGUUUCUCUAGACGUUACUAGUCUUUUCCAGGGUAGUGCCAGCCUUUAAUUUAUGUAAUUGAUGUAUUUACACGUUGCACUGUCUUCUUCUAUGAGAACGCCUACGAAAAAAAGAAUGUUCCAGCCACACUUUCACUCUGGAUUGUGAGGUCCCCUUUCCCUCGCAGCCAUUAUUUGAGAUGUCACGUAACUGUUCCCCUUGAGUUCUUGAGGAGAGCGAUGCGUGACAUCCCUAAUAAUAUGGUUACGAAGGUUCCCUGCGUUCAUAAAUAUUUUCAUAUAUUAAUACCUUUGAGCAUUAAGACUGCUGAUUAAAAGGAGUUAUUUGAUGAAUAGAAAAUGGCCUACUGCUGCAAUAGUUUACAUCUUGUAUUUUAAUUGUUUUCGACUGCAUUUUAUGCAUAUUUCAUGCUGUUUUCAAUAUAUUUCCUCAACCGUGCACCUGCUUUAAAAGUAUUUUUUAUGGCAAUAUGUAUUGUCAUUUUUUAAAAUACCAAACGCAGUUAGCUUUUAAACAUAUUUUCUAUAUUAGUAAACUGUAAACGCAAAAGAACCCCUCCCAAUUCGCAUUUUAAAGACAACUCUCUGCACAAAUAUUUUUAAACAAAAUUUUAAUGCCGUGCAAAACAAUUUUAAAAUGACAAAAUGCGCUCUAAAAAUGCUUAAUCACACCCAUUUUACCUUCAUCAUACGGUGAAACUAUGUUUUUUUGGACAAAAUUCUUUUAUAUUCACUAGAAUUACAAUACCUAAAAACUAUUCCAAUUUUAACACAUAUAGAUGACUUUAUCUGAUUAAUUUAGCAAGUCAUAUUUUGAAAAUCAUGAAAUAUAAAGGUAAAUUAUAAAUGUUGUUUAAAACAAGAUAUGAUUAAUGAUAACGGUAUUAAUGUAUGCCGCCAAUGCGCAUGUUUUUUUAUCAGCAUUUGCACUCGACUCUUGUUACUUAAGUUAUAGAAAUAUAAAAAAAAUUAGUUUAUCGUAGAAAAUAUCAAGUAAACAAGGUUUUGAAUAAUUCAGUUGAUAAAUACCACCUCAUGUUAAGUUAUGAUGAAAUUUUCGAAUUUUAUCAUUUAUUUCAAAUAAUAGAGCACCAAAUUGUCGAGUUAGAUAUCAAAGGAUUUAUUAAAUUAAAUUAUAUUUUUUGCAGAAUUUUUUAGUCCUAUGUAUAAUAGUAGAAAACACUAAAAAUAUGUAAAGAUAUUCAAUAAUACUGAUUUUGAUUAAUGAUCUUAUUUUUUAUAUUUUUUAUCAUAGUUUUGAUCGCACUUAACAAUAUUUGGUGAUGAUUCAGUUAUUCAUCAUCUAUAAGUUGUAAUUUCACGAUAAGGUCAUAGUCAUUAAAUUUACUAUCGCGCAACUAAAAUAUCUCUUGAUUUCAUUGAAUAUAUGUUCAUGCCUGAUUUAUGCAUGUUUGGUUUGUAGCAUUUUUUAAAUCAAUUAUUGUUUUAAGUAUGCUUGUAUUAACAUUUCAACGGCUGAAAUAGCAAUUAAAGCAAUUCCUUUUGUUGCAAUAGCCGAUGCUAUUGCUUCUGUUGCAAAUACACAGUAGAAAACUUAGCUGUUAUUUUCCACUUUCGAUAUUUUUUAUAUGCAGAUUUGUAACAAUAGGAUUUUUUAUGGUAAUGAUUAUAAAGUGUUUUCAGCUCAUUUACUUUUUCCGUUGUAAGGUUUUUUGAAAUGUGAUUAACAUUUAUUGAUUGUCCAUUAUUCAAGUAAUUUAGAUUGAAGAAAAUUAUUUUUAACAUGUAAAAGUAUUUCAAUCAAAAGCAUUGUGUGGAAAAAAAUUCUUCAUAAAUUUAUUAUGUAUAUUUUGAUCAACUGUUUUAUUUUUUAUAAGAAAAAUGUCCACGAUUCAAAAACUAUUUCACUAAAACACCGAUGCACCGACGUAUUUUUGUGUUCAUGUUGUAACACUUAAAUUCAGUUGUUAGGCUUCUGCUAAUUUGAUUGUUUAUUCUUUGUAACCCCCCACAUCAGAUUUUACGGAAAAUAACAACUAAAUACAUUUAUUUCAUAUAUCACUUGUUAAAGUUUUAUCAGCGAUAAAACUCCUGAGACGACCAUUGCGGUCAAAACAAUUUUGAAUGAGAAGAUAAAGUUUCUCAGAUCCAAAAAUUACUCUGAUAUAACCUCUAUGAUCAAUUUAAUUUUUGAAAGAAACGAAAAAAUCCUAGACAUUUGGAUGUAAAUACUCAGAUAUACUAAAUUGCUCCAUGCGAUUAUUUAAUUCAUAUUUCAUAUUAAAGUAAUUUAAUUGAGGAAAAUUAAUUAGACCUCUUUAGCUUAUCAUUUUAUUAAUGACGGUUUUUCAUAUAAAUUAUUUGGUAAAUAAUCAUUUUUAGAAAUAGGAUCAACUUUUACCGAAACUAGAUGUACAUCAAAAAAUUACUAACGGUGUAUUUAUCUAAGUUAAAAGCCUUUUAAAUCAAUUAUUUGAUUAUCAUAUAAAUCUAAUGUUUGUUUUCUUAUGUAAUAUCUAGCGUCAGACGAUUAUCUAAUCAUUGCAUCUGUUCCUGAUGUUGCAUUUGCAAGCCUUAAAAAUUGUUUCGUUGACAUGUCUAAAUCACUAUCUACAACCCUUCUUUAAUUAUCUUAAAUCAGAUGAUUGCCUAUUCAUUACAUCUGUUGUUGUUGUUGCAUCUACAACAUUUUUAGUCUUGUUUUUUUUAUCACAUUUAAACCACUAUCUGCACUUUUUUUCAAGAUAAAUUGUAUUUGCUGUAUUUGAAUUUACCGCAUUAUUUAAAUCUGUUGCAUCAGCCAAACCAACAAUUUUCGUACCACUUAUAUUUUAAUAUUAACUUCCUUACUUCAUAUCAAUUCAUCACUAUAAUAAGUAAGACCUUGCGUUCUAUUUACUGAAUCAUCUAAGUUUGUUAUCCUUUUUCUAUACAUGUCAAUUUCUCCAGGUAGUAUUGGUUUAUUACCACUUAAAUUUGCUUCUAUCCAACUUCAAAAAAAUUUAUUUCAGUUUGGUUUAAUUAAUGUCAUGCUACUAAUUUAUUAGGAUUUACUCCAUCUGUUGCAUUUGUUAAUCUCUUUUUCUGCGUAUCAUAGUUGCCGUCAGGUGUAAGUUUGAAACCAAUUCCUUGUUGACUCUUUUCAUCCCUUUCUCUUGUUUCUCCUGUUAAAUUGUCAUCAACAUUAUGACACAAUAAGCCAUUUGAAUAACCCAUAUAUUAUUGCAUCAAACAUUUUUUUCAUUAAAAUUUUUUGCAAGAACUUUUUUUGGUUUCUCAAUAUAUAAACAUAGGCAUGCUAUGCAUGCAAGAGUUAAUUUUUCGGGAGAGUGAAUUAAUUGGAACAUUGUAAGUGAUGUCUUCACUUAACAAAAGGAAAGAGCAUUAACGCGGAAAAGAACGAAAAUGUCGAAUUAACUCACACACAGAUAUUUUGUGGUCGACUGUAAUUUAUUGGUGCCACGGAUACUUGUUAGUACAAAAUGCAAACUGCAGACCGCAGAACGCAGAGUGCACACCGGAUACAAAAUGUAGACUAGGUACAAAAUGUAGACUGCAGACUGCAGAGUGGGUACAAAAUGCAGACUGAGAAUUUAAAGUGUUUUUUCGUCUGGUAUGUGAUAACAUGUCAUAUGACAACUUACCGAGCAUCACGCAAUCGCUUUUCCGCGAUCAGCUUUCACGAUUAUCUGCACUUUUGUGGAAUAUUCCUGGCCCGUUUCUUGAUCAAAAUCGUUCUUAAUAUAAUUUCAAGCCUUCAUACAGUCUUCUCACUUUGCGCGCGUUGAUUGGUGUGAUGUCUGUUCAGAUUUUACCAACUUAAUAAAAGUAGAUGUGGAUGAAGAUGUAAAUAAGAUGACGCUGUUGAAUAUUUUACACGCGGCAUAUUCGCACGUGGUGCGUAUUAUUAUCUUUCUAAGCGGUAUGUGUUUAUUUUGUUGAAAACAACGCGGACCGAGACCACAACUGUUCCUUCGACUUGAUAUAUUUUCGACGUUAGUAGAUCACAUCAUAUUAACUUACAACCGUAAAUCACCCAUUCCAGAUAACAGAUUCAAAUAACCAUGCUAACGAUGGUAUCUGGAUUCGUCCUUGGCCAAACAUAAACGACUCCAUUAGAUCACUUUCUCAAGGCAUCGCAAACAUUUUCAUUCGUCCAGUGUUCUCAAAAUUGCCCUCAAAAUAGCCAACAAUGACACAAAAUCCACCAUGCAACACACUUGCAACUAUUCAAACCUCUAACAUCGAAAGACUCGAUCCAAGAGUAACACACUACGAUGUUUACUAUGAAACUGACUGGCAACCAAACCACCACAGGGAAAACUCAGCCAUCUUUCGUAGAAACAUUGUAGUUCAAUAAAAACACCUCUUAGCAUUGCAUAUCAAUCAAACACGAUGUCACACGAGGCGACAAAGCUUCCUAGGAGCCACUCAAAAUCAUCCAUAGUUGAUUUUAAUCAUACAUUCAUCUAGAGAUAGCACCGAGAAAAUCAACCCAGAAAAAUAUAAUCAACAGAUCAUGAAUCUUGCAAAACAGCAUGCCGUUAAAGAACUGCUCAAAUAAAAAUUUUUGGUGCAAUUCUUCAACACCUCAACCAAUAUUUGAUUCAAAAUAUUUCCACUUGCUCUCAUCGUGAAGGAACAUUAACCACGAUCGUGCUGCAUUGCACAGAACUCCAUUUUCUCUCGAAUAACUAUCCACCAUUUUCACAGCAUGAGUAACACGUUUGCUAUAGGUAAUCUGUUGUCUUUCAUCUGUCCAGUAGUAUAGCGUUUCUCAUAAAGCGCGGUGAAAUACACGUUACAAACACAGAAAAGCCAACAUUUCUCAUUCUAAAAGAUAAUUCCAUUUUACAAGCUGCUCUCUCCGAAUCCCGCGUCUCUCAAACUAAAGAAGAAAACGGACGCUCUGAUUGGUGCGAGAUACAAACCCUAAACGAUCUGAUUGGUGCGAGUAAUAUACCAUUCCAUACGCUAACAUAGAGGUUUUUUUUUAAUAACUCAAAAAUUAAUAUGGAUGAUAAGUUGCAUGAUUGAAUACAUCUUUAUCAAUGUUGUUUUGAUUACAUAUCUCUGUUUGAAAGAGUCAUAAAUACAAAAACUUGAACAGCUCAAUCUUACAUCUUUCGGUUUGUGAUAAUAUAUUACUAGGUACUUUUUAUGUCUCCCCCCUGUAGAUAAUUCAAUAGUCGGUCUUUGCUUCUUUUUUCACAAAUACAAUCAUUAAAAAAAAUUCAAUUUUUUGGUUAUCAUCACUCAUUUCUUGUCAAGGUAUUAUCUCAUCGUUACUUCCUUCAACAAAAUUAUAAUCUACUUCUUUAUUUAUAUCAUCAAAUAUUUUAAUCAAAUUUUUGCUUCUUUUCUUCAAGGUUCUUAGAGUAAAGGUGAAUUUGAUCAAAAUUAAGUAAUUUAGAAAUCGUUUCAAAUAUUGAGCAUCUCAGUUAUAAAUGGAUCGCAUAGUUUGCUAAAGCACAUUAUGUUGAAAUCAGCUGGUAAGAUUGUUUAAGAAACAAAUAAUUUGCACAUAGUCGUCAACUCUAAUAAUCUUCUUGACUAGUACAGUGAUGAUUUCGCAAAGACUGUGGCAAAAAAUAGUUUUUGGCAUCUCGAUUGAGAUGGAACAACAGCCAACACAAAUACUGGCUUUGUGGCGAGAAAAGCAUUCACUGAUGGUGCAGCCAAUGUUAAUGAUAUAAUUUCACUGAAUUGAUGUAGUUCCUAUGAAGAACUUGAAGAUAAAUGCUCACAAAAAUGCAACUUCAGUUUAACAUUGAAUUACAAAAUGAAUUUCAAUUGAUAGAUAAAGCUGCUGUUGCUCAUACUGGAAGAGUAGUUGUGAAUCCUAAAUUAACUCCUAAGACAGGCUUUAUGAUUUUAUAUGUAAGUUAAUUUCUUAAGAAAAUAAAUGGGAAUAUUUAAGAGAAAUGUAUGAAGUGUUUUGCACCCACAUGUUCCUCAACAACACUGACACACAGAUAAAUAUUUCAAACUUUAAAUCACAUCAUGGUUUAAUUUACCUCUAUUUAACAUCUCAGACAGAAGCAAUGACAAAAGAUCCAAAACAACUUAUAUUUUGUUAUUAGUUACAUGAAGCCAGUACAGCUGACUUUCGGGUACAUACAGUUAUUUUUUAUAUAGAAACUGUUAAAAUUGAUCAAAUAGGCGAUCAGCCUGUUAUUGCUUGAAUUUGUAUUGGAAUUCAGAAAUGUAAAAUAAGGUAAUCUUAUAAUACGUAAUAAUAAUGUACUAUCCUCAUGGAGUAAAUUUAAGUGAGAACCAGUUGAAAACGUUAAGAUUGACUCCAUACAAUCUUACAGGAAAUCACCAACCUUUAGUGACACAGCAACAGAUAAAGGUACUGCUUAGAGAGCAAAGAAACGGCACAGGUUCUGAUAUAAAAAUUUCGAGAACACAACCAGCUGAAAUAGACGUGUUUGUACUUUUGAUAAAAUAUGUCUUGGUAAAGGCACAGGUUUUUUCAUUGAAAUUUUCUUUCUUGGUUAAGGUACUGGUUUUAAGUUUGAUAUAAUUUCUUCUUUUGUAAGUACAUUAAUUUUUUCUUUGUUCACGGUUUUUUUUAUAAAUUUCACUUAAUAUGGUUUCAAGAAGAUUCUUUUCUCAAUUAAAUUUUUGACAAGUGCAUUAAAUUCAACGCGUUCAUCACUACAUACUAUAUUAAGACUUUAUUUUUAAGUAUUUAUCUGGCAAACGCAUUUCAGUAUAUCUUUAAGAUAACCAAUGAUGAACGUAAAAUGGGUCAGAUUAAGCAUUUUAAAAUGCAUUUUGUUAUUUCAAAGUGUUGCACGUAGCAUUAAAAUUUUGUUUAAAGAUAUUUGUGUAGAGAGAUGUAUUAAAAAUGCGAAUUGGGAAAGGUUAUUUUGCGUUUACAGUUUACUAAUAUAGAAAAUAUGUUAAUAAACUAAGUGUGCAUGUUAUAUUAAAAAAAUGAAAAAUUACAUAUUGCUAUAAUAUAAUACACUUAAAGCAGGCGCACGGUUGAAGAAAUAUAUUGAAAACAGCAAGAAAUAUGUAUAAAAUGCAGCCGUAAGCAAUUAAAAUACAAGAUGUAAAUUAUUGCACCAUCAGGCCCAUUUUCUAUUCCUCAGUUAUUAGCUUUUUACCAAAGCUAAAUCAAAUAUAUAAAAAAUACAAGUGUAAUUGAUUGCACCAGCAGUUAAAUUUCACCAGAAAGUCAAGUAGUUUACCACAUCAUAUUCAAACAUGUCCUCCUUUGUUAUCUAGAAGCAUCUAGAAGUUUGCCAGAAGUUUCCUGUUCCGUGCACCAACAACUGCGGCUUGAGAGAGAUUGCACGAGAAAAGGUUUGUUUACACCGAUUAUAAGCAGGCAUAAAGGCUUCUAUCAGAAACAAAAUGGUUACCUUUUCCAAGUGAAACAAUCGUCCAAUUAAACUUGUAGGGGGCAUCUGAGUUGGGCAAUCGGCCAUGCUGAAAAUCGCAUUUUUAUUCUCACUUUUUAUGACGAAUAGUUCUUAAUUUCUGUUACUGCUUUUUUCAUAGCUUGAGGUUCACAUUCGCGAUGAAUGUCCUAAAACUGAAGUCUGCUGCGAAUACAGCAACUUAGGAUGCGAUGCUAUGGUAUGGACUACAUUAUUUCUCUUAUGGCGUAAACCAUUCCAUGCGGGGCAAGGAAAAAUACGAGCAAUGAGCCUGUGACAAGAAAGGUUAUCUUGCUAAAGCCUACAUAACGUAAAAUCAGAUACCGUUAUCGUUCAAAGGUGUCACAAGUUAUGGUUGCCUACCCAGGUUCAAAAAGUUAAUUUUGAUUGCAAUACAGUGAAUGGUUUGAAUCCGGGAGUAACAUGUGUAAAAUAUUAAUAUUCAAGAGAACAAAUCAACUCUUCUGAUAGUGUAGUCUGAUCGCGCGGAUGAGUGUAGUCCUGAGAAAGACUGUUGCUGGUAGUAAUAACUGAGGUUUAGAUAACCUGAGCGGAAGUCAUCAUUCUGUUCGGUUCGUUUGUGAUGUUAAUGUAGCGAAUAAGUCGUUUGUAUGGUGCCGGCAGUAAUUUACACCUGUUAAGGGAAGCUGUUCUAAGUUAGUAAACCAGCUGUCCAGAGUCAAUCGUUGAAGAGUUAGUGCUGUGGGUUUGGCAUUGCGCAAAUGGUUAGAUUUAGAAGCCUAUUACUGAUGCACCUAAAUUAACGACUUUGAGAGUUACGUCGAUUUAAAAAACGGCUCGAAUCGACUUGAUCUUUCUAGUUUCCACGAUCAAACACCAGUUCUCAUUCAAGUUCCCAAGUUGAUCGUCACUUAAGUCUUACCCACCAUUGCCUCGACGCCAAUCGGUUGCAAGUUAAUGAUCUGGUCAGCCUUGUCGCGAAACAGUCACAGCAAAUAGAACAGUUGGCGGCCUUAGGUAAGGAAGAGUCACAGAAAAGAGAACGGUUGGAGGCCCAAGUUAAGGAAGAGUCACAGAAAAGAGAACGGUUGGAGGCCCAAGUUAAGGAAGAGUCACAGAAAAGAGAACGGUUGGAGGCCCAAGUUAAGGAAGAGUCACAGAAAAGAGAACGGUUGGUGGCCCAAGUGAAGGAAGAAUCACAGAAAAGAGAACGAUUGGAGGCCCAAGUCAAGGAAGAGUCACAGCAAAAGAAUCGACUGAAGGCCCAUGUUAAGGAAGAGUCACAGAAAAGAGAAGGAUUGGUGGCCCAAAUUAAGGAAGAGUCACUGCAAAGGAAACUAUCGGAGGUCCCAGUCAAGGAAGAAAGGGUAGUAGCAGUGCAAAGAAAACGACCGGAGGCCCAAGUUAGGGAACGGCCACAGCGAACAGAACGACUGGGUAUCAGAUGUGGCGAGAGAGAGAGCAGUCGUCGGUCCAGUUCUUUUUUGUUUGAUUAAACAGCAAAUAAAGCGUUUUAAUUUCCAAGGUUAAGAAGAGUAGCAGGAAAAGCUGGACUUUUGUAUGGAAAGUAUCCUUUCCUGAGGCCAUUUUUUAAAAGUAAUACAAAAAAAACCCGAAAGUUAUAAUAAGUAAACCCUUUUGUUAUAGAAAAAAGGAUACAUGCUGAUAAUCAAAAUGGAGUUUUCGAAUCUAUUUCACUUAGAUUUUUCGUAGUAGAGUUGUCCCUAGAGAAUUUUACCGGUUGUUAUCUCGGCCGUUUUGUUAAUCAGCGUUUUCUAUUACCCGGUAGCCAUUUUCUAUUUGAGCUCAUCAGUUUUUGGGUUUUGAGUUGCACGUCCAACCCUAAUGAUUGGGUGAAAUGCGUUUGAAACCAUUCGUAUCAGCUGUAAAAUUUGCUGUUAAAUUGAUACAAGUAUGGCUGUUGACCAGUUUAGUUUAGUUUUUACUUAUUCGUUGAUCUUGGCAUUUCGCUGAAUCUGAUUGCUUACUAGCUCGUACAAGUUGCAGGAAAGUAACCAGAGUAACAAUAGUGGCAGUGUAAUUUUAGUCUGAUGUUUUACAGAAUUUAAACUUACUCUGAUAGUUCACGUGAUGUUAAUGAGUGGUAUGCCAUGUUAUCUUGAUUUUGCUAUAUUGUAAUAAAUGUAGUAUUGUAAUCUGAGAAAAAGAAAUUUAGUUUCAGCCGGG